CGUGGGGUGGCUGUCUCUGCUUCCGACGUGCUAGGAUGAGAGGCCCCUUAUUUUUAUUUUUUGUUUUAUUUAGACAGAUAACCCGAGGCUUGGAGUCCUAAUUAAGGACGUCCACGGUCUUCUGGACCUAGCUCUGGCUGACUGUAUGAGGGAUCGCGUCUGACUCCAAAUGGGAAUGUCCCUGGCUUCGCCCUGCCCGUUCGGGACUACAAAUCCCAAGAUGCUCCAGGCAACCGCAGCUCUCCCUCCUCUGAGGGACACGCCUCCCUCCAGUCAGAGUCACGUCGUCUAACCUGUUCCCGGGCGACUGCCCCGCCCCGUCCUCCGCUCCCCGCCGCUGGAGCCGGAGCCGGAGCCCGAGGAAAAGCCCCCCGGUGCCAGCAUCUGCUCCGACGCGCAGGCACCCUGCUCUGGCCGGCACCAUGGACAGCGAAGCAUUCCAGCACGCAAGGGACCUUCUGGAUCUGAACUUCCAGUCACUGGCCAUGAAGCAUAUGGAUCUGAAACAGAUGGAGCUGGACACCGCUGCCGCCAAAGUGGACGAAUUAACCAAGCAGUUAGAGUCCUUGUGGUCAGACUCGCCAGCUCCUCCUGGCACACAGGCUGGAGUCCCCUCUAGGAUGUCCCGGUACAGCACCAGCCCGGUUCCCGAGCAUUUUGGCAGCAGAGGGUCCCCGCAGAAGAUGGCCACCGAUGGCAUAGAGACCCGUUUUGGACGCUCUGAGAGUGCCCCGUCCCUGCACCCUUACAGCCCUCUGUCUCCCAAGGGCCGGCCGUCUUCGCCGCGCACCCCCAUCUAUCUGCAGCCCGACAGCUACAGCAGCCUAGAUCGGGCGCCAUCGCCUAGACCCCGCGCCUUCGACGGAGCAGGCAGCCCCCAUGGUCGGGCACCGUCCCCGCGGCCGGGGACUGGCCCAGUGCGGCAACCGGGCCCCCCGACCCCCUUUGACUACUUGGGCCGCGCAGGGUCCCCCCGGGGCAGCCCUCUAGCCGAGGGGCCCCAGGCCUUCUUCCCGGAGCGAGGGCCUUCCCCACGUCCGCCCGCUGCAGCCUACGACACAUCGGGCACGUUCGGGAGCCCUCUGCUGGGCGCAGGUGGCAGUGCCUUCGCCCCGCCGCUACGUGCACAAGAUGACUCGACCCUGCGCCGGAGGCCCCCGAAAGCCUGGAACGAGUCUGACCUGGAUGUAGCCUACGAGAAAAAGUCCUCACAGACAGCAAGCUACGAACGGCUGGACGUCUUCACACGGCCUGCCUCGCCAGGCCUGCAGCUCUUACCCUGGAGAGAGAGCAGCCUGGAUGGGCUGGGGGCCAGUGGCAAGGACCACCUCACCAGCGCCACACUGCCUCGCAAUUACAAGGUGUCCCCUCUGGCCAGUGACAGGCGUUCUGACGUUGGCAGCUACCGCCGCUCCGUGGGCUCUGCAGGGCCCUCAGGCACUUUGCCCCGCAGCUGGCAGCCCGUCAGCCGCAUUCCCAUGCCCCCCUCUAGCCCACAGCCCCGCAGCACUCCUCGCCAGCGCCCCAUCCCCCUCAGUAUGAUCUUUAAACUCCAGAAUGCUUUCUGGGAACAUGGAGCCAGCAGAGCUAUGCUCCCGGGAUCCCCCAUCUUCUCCCGAGCACCCCCACCUAAGCUGCCUCCCCAGCCACCUCCCCAGCCCCAGAUGCAACCCCAACCUCAGAUGCCCCCCCAGGCCCAGGCUCAGCCUCAGACCCCAGCACCUCAACAGACUUGGUCUCCCAUGAAUGAAGGCCUCCUCAAAUCCCCUGCAGAGCUGGAGCCAGAGCCCGAGCUAGAGGGGCUACUGGCUCCCGUGCUGGAAGCCGGGGACGCAGAUGAAGGCGCUGUCACCCGCCCCCUCAGCCCUACCAGGCUGCAGCCAGCACUGCCACCCGAAGCACAGACCGUACCUGAGCUGGAGGAGGUGGCCCGAGUGCUGGCAGAGAUUCCUCGACCCCUCAAACGCAGAGGCUCCAUGGAGCAGAGCCCUGCUGCGGCCCUGCCUCCCACCCACAAGAAACAAUACCAACAGAUCAUCAAUAGACUCUUCCAUCGGCACGGCGGCCCAGGGCCCGGAGGGCCUGAGCCGGAGCUGUCCACAAUUACAGAGGGAACUGAGGCCAGGGCAGGGCCCCCUGCUCCCGCCCCUCCAGCUCCUAUCCCAUCCCCAGCCCCACCCCAGAGCAGCCCUCCAGAGCAGCCUCAGAGCAUGGAGAUGCGCUCAGUACUGCGCAAAGUGGGAUCCCCACGCAAGGCCCGGCGUGCUCGUCUCAACCCGCUGGUGCUGCUGUUGGAUGCAGCGCUGACUGGAGAGCUGGACGUGGUACAGCAGGCGGUAAAGGAGAUGAACGACCCAAGCCAGCCCAACGAGGAGGGCAUCACCGCCCUGCACAAUGCCAUCUGCGGUGCCAACUACCCCAUCGUGGACUUCCUCAUCGCCGCGGGCGCUAACGUCAACUCCCCUGACAGCCAUGGCUGGACGCCACUGCAUUGUGCCGCUUCCUGCAAUGACACUGCCAUCUGCACAGCGUUGGUACAACAUGGUGCGGCCAUCUUCGCCACCACACUCAGCGAUGGGGCCACCGCCAUCGAAAAGUGCGACCCUUAUCGGGAGGGCUAUGCAGACUGCGCCACCUACCUGGCAGACGUCGAACAAAGUAUGGGACUGAUGCACAAUGGUGUUGUGUAUGCACUCUGGGACUACAGCGCAGAGUUUGGGGAUGAGCUGUCCUUCCGGGAGGGCGAAUCAGUCACUGUGCUGCGGAGAGACGGGCCAGAGGAAACUGAUUGGUGGUGGGCUGCACUGCACGGCCAGGAAGGCUACGUGCCUCGAAACUACUUCGGGCUCUUCCCUAGAGUGAAGUCUCAGCGGAGCAAAAUCUAGGAAUGAAGGAUGACUGUAAAGGAGAAAAUACCAGCCAGCCCGCCCUCCACCCAGACCUGCCUGAUCCAUCUAGCUAAUCUGCACGCGGUUCUCCCGAGGGGUUCUGCCUACACCGGAAAUGCUCCGCUCCCCGCCCGAGAGGCUCAAGGGAGGGCAGCCCCAGACUGAAGAUUACGAAGCUGCCUUAAGCAUUGGGGUGAGGUGGGGGUGGGGACCUUUGGGGGCAGGAACUCCCACCCUGCCCCCAACAUACACACUUGCCAAAUCAGAUCUGGCUCUAAGUGCCUCCUACUGGCAGCAAGCGACUGCACUAUCCCAGCUGAGCCCCGGAGGCUACCCACCCCUCAUUUCUUCCUGAGACCUUUCCUCCUCUCUCCCAGAAGUCCCCAUUCUUCCCAGCAGCCCCCAUUCUUCCGAGAAGCCUUGGGGCCUGGGUGAGGACCCCAUCUCCCCAACCAAGUGCCUUCACACCACGUGGCUUAAUGUUUAUAAGGACAUGGGAAACGGUUUCCUUUAUAAAUAAAGGUUGUUUGCCCAGAAA
Messenger RNA from Mastomys coucha (southern multimammate mouse), 3426 nucleotides. RefSeq names its product protein phosphatase 1 regulatory subunit 13 like (gene Ppp1r13l). Bases 423 to 2885 code for a protein of 820 amino acids. The record is from RefSeq and is a predicted model, not a curated record. The transcript is spliced from 14 exons. Gene Ontology annotation, molecular function: transcription factor binding. NCBI's taxonomy places the organism in Eukaryota, Metazoa, Chordata, Mammalia, Rodentia, Muridae. Gene Ontology annotation, biological process: regulation of transcription by RNA polymerase II; positive regulation of cell differentiation.